This is a messenger RNA of Mycetomoellerius zeteki, 1355 nucleotides long. RefSeq names its product proximal sequence element A Pbp45 (gene Pbp45). The transcript has 5 exons. The record is from RefSeq and is a predicted model, not a curated record. NCBI's taxonomy places the organism in Eukaryota, Metazoa, Arthropoda, Insecta, Hymenoptera, Formicidae. Gene Ontology annotation, molecular function: sequence-specific DNA binding. Gene Ontology annotation, cellular component: snRNA-activating protein complex. Bases 70 to 966 code for a protein of 298 amino acids. Gene Ontology annotation, biological process: snRNA transcription by RNA polymerase II; snRNA transcription by RNA polymerase III.
UUUUUGUCAUAAUUUAAGUUGAUCCGGUGAGCGUAGUAUUCUCUACAUUUAUUCAGAGCAUAUAGAAUUAUGCAGUAUCACGAUUCGCAACAGAAGUGCUUAAUGGAGGCUUUUCGCACUGAUUGCCAGACGCUAAUAACGCGCUUCGAAUUGUCUUAUAAUACUCAUUUUCAAAACUUCUGUGAGAUCUGGAAGGAAAUGCAGUUUGGUUUGGUUUUUGCUUAUCAUCCUUCGGAAGCAGCUUUAACGACAUUUUGUGAAGAUGUCCUUUGCAUAAUAAAGCAAUUUCUGGUAAAUGCAUCCAGUUUAAAGGAACGUAUAGGGGCUCUGUAUCUUACAUAUGGAGUUUACUAUAAAAUGCCAGUAAAACAACUAAAGAUCAGAAUGACUCUAUCAGAUUGGAGUUGUUUAAUGGAGUUGCACAGUCAAAUAAAACAGGAGGAAUAUCAUGACGCUAACUAUAUCUUAUGCAAAAUGAUUGUUGAUCGUGUAUUUAUUCAUUGCAUUAGUGACAGAGAGUAUGGUAUCGAGAGACAUUUCUAUCAGAAGCAAGAACAGCCCAAGCUGGAUGUUAAUUUGAUGCCAGGAAUUAAAGAACUAGCGGCACCAGAGAAGCUACUAUCGACUAUCAGCAAGCUAAGUAAGGUCUAUGAAGAAAAGAAGCGUGCUUUAUACGAUGCAGAAGGAGAUUCCAGCCUACAACUUUAUGAUGCUAGCAUAGCAGACAAUAUUGUUGAUGACAUUCGUACGAUACAAUCGGAAAGUAGAAUAUUUGUUAAAUCAUCCAAUAUGAAAAACACUAGUAGUAAGCCAUCAACAGCAUCAGCAGCAGUGGCCGAAACUGUUCAGAAAGGUCAAAAACGUAUCAGAGUUCGCAAAAAUCAGGUCUUGUCCAAGAUAGGCCGAGCAUUUGAAAAGGGACUACAAUCCGAAGAAGAAUCAGAAACAGAGCGAGAAGAUAUGUGAAGAAUACUCACACAGCGUUGUUUUAAAUAAAAACUGCAAAAAAUUAUAACUCAAGAAUUGGUUCAAAUAUCAAUUUAAGUGUAAAUAAGGUGAAAGAGAUUUAAAAAUUAUAGACUUUUGUUUAUAGUCCAUGGUUCAACUGAGUAAAAUUUACACUAUGUAAUCGAAAAGGAUGAAAUUCUGUUAGGAACUGUGAUCUUAAUAAGCUUAAAGGUGACUCUACACGGUCAAUAAUACUGUCAGUACUAACAAAUACUGACAAUAUUAUUGACCGUGUAUGGUUGAUUUUGAUGGAUUGACAUAGAAUGUGACGGUGAUCUGGAUUUUAAUUUUCGAGCAUUAAUAUCGCUUUAUUAAGAUCCAUGUCACAGUAUAUGUCACAGUGUAAU